UUUGCAGGUUUAGAAUUUCUAUUUGGGGUUUGGCCUCUUCGUCACAGUCCAUUAUAGCAUUUACCACUAGCUAAGAUUUAGAAUAAGGUUGUGGUCGCCGGACUAUUUUUACCUGGUCAUCAGAGACUUCACUGAUUGGACAUGGAACAGUUAAAGCUCUUAUAGAGGCUAAUUAGAAAAAUGAAAUUGACUCCAAGAGAGGUAGAUAAAUUAGCUGUCCAAAGUGCUGGAUUCCUUGCACAAAAGCGUCUGGCUCGUGGCCUGCGGCUCAAUUACACUGAAGCAGUAGCACUAAUAGCAACUCAGGUCCUGGAGUUUGUUAGUGAUGGUGAGAAGACUGUUGCAGAGUUGAUGGACAUUGGAAAACAACUUCUAGGAAGGAGGCAAGUUCUUCCAGCUGUUCCACACCUUUUGGGCACUGUUCAGGUUGAGGGGACCUUUCCUGAUGGAACAAAAUUAAUCACCAUUGAUGAUCCUAUUGCUAAAAACGAUGGAAACUUGGAGCUAGCUUUACAUGGUUCUUUCCUUCCAGUUCCUUCUCUGGACAAGUUUUUGGGAGCUGAAAAUUAUUUAGUUCCUGGUGAAAUAAGGUUUGGAGGUGGAGAUAUUACGAUCAAUGCUGGAAGGAGAACUGUGAUUCUUCGUGUCGUUAACACUGCUGACCGGCCAAUCCAGAUUGGAAGCCAUUAUCACUUCAUUGAGGCAAACCCCUAUUUGGUUUUUGAUCGAGAGAGAGCAAACGGUAUGCGGCUGAAUAUUCCUGCGGGAAACGCUAUCCGAUUUGAGCCAGGGGAGACGAAAAGUGUUAUACUUGUAAGCAUUGGGGGUCGUCAAGUGAUCAGUGGUGGGAAUGCCAUUGCUGAUGGUCCUAUUGAGGUCUCCCGGACUGCAAAGGUGAUGGAAGCUGUACAUUCUAAAGUCUUUAGGCAUACUGCAGAAGUAAAUGUCAGAGAAGGUGUUGUUGGAGAAGAUUCUGCUCUUACUGUGGUAAUUUCCCGUGAGGCCUAUGUUAAAGUGUACGGGCCUACUACUGGUGACCUAAUUAGGCUUGGCGACACUGAAUUGUAUGCAGAAAUUGAAAUGGAUUUUACUGUUUAUGGUGAUGAAUGUAUAUUUGGAGGUGGAAAAGUCCUACGGGAUGGAAUGGGGCAGGCUUCUGGCUAUCCACAAUCGGAUUGUCUGGAUACUGUUGUCACAAAUGCUGUGAUUAUUGACUAUACAGGAAUAUAUAAGGCUGAUAUUGGUAUUAAAAGAGGACUGAUUUAUGGUAUCGGAAAGGCAGGCAACCCAGAUGUCAUGGAUGGAGUCUCAUUUGAUAUGAUUGUCGGGGUCAACACGGAGGUUAUUGCAGGAGAAGGAAUGAUUGUAACUGCAGGGGCCAUAGAUUGUCAUGUCCACUUUAUAUGUCCUCAGUUGGCAUUCGAAGCAAUUUCUAGUGGUAUCACAACAUUAAUAGGAGGUGGAACGGGACCUGCUGAUGGGACACGUGCAACUACUUGUACACCUGCACCAUUGCACAUGAAAUUUAUGCUUCAGUCAACUGAUGACUUACCUCUCAACUUCGGCUUCACUGGUAAGGGAAACAGUUCCAAGGAAACUGGAUUAGCUGAAAUUAUCAGUGCUGGAGCAAUGGGUCUGAAGCUGCAUGAGGAUUGGGGAAGUACUCCUGCUGCAAUAGACAACUGUUUAAGUAUUGGAGACAAAUAUGAUAUUCAGGUUAAUAUCCAUACUGACACCUUGAAUGAGUCUGGAUGUGUAGAGCACACAAUUGCCGCAUUUAAAAGUAGAACAAUCCAUACUUAUCACAGUGAAGGUGCAGGUGGUGGCCAUGCUCCAGACAUAAUCAAAGUGUGUGGUGAAAAAAAUGUCUUACCAUCGUCGACAAACCCAACACGACCCUUUACUUCUAAUACUGUAGAUGAGCACCUUGACAUGUUGAUGGUCUGUCAUCAUCUCGAUAAAAACAUUCCUGAAGAUGUGGCAUUUGCUGAAUCUCGGAUACGGGCAGAAACAAUUGCUGCGGAAGACAUUUUGCAUGAUAUGGGAGCCAUCAGUAUUAUAGCUUCUGACUCACAGGCUAUGGGUCGUAUUGGAGAGGUGAUAUCCCGGACUUGGCAAACUGCUCACAAGAUGAAGUUGCAGAGAGGAUCUAUUGAACCAACCCCAACCAUGAAUGACAACUGCCGAAUCAGACGAUACAUAGCAAAGCACACUAUAAAUCCUGCAAUAGCUAAUGGAUUUUCUCAAUAUGUUGGUUCAGUUGAGAAGGGGAAAUUGGCUGAUCUUGUUCUCUGGAAGCCCUCUUUCUUUGGAGUAAAACCGGAAAUGGUGAUCAAAGGUGGUACAAUUGCGUGGGCUAAUAUGGGUGAUCCAAAUGCUAGCAUCCCUACUCCGGAACCGGUGACGAUGAGACCUAUGUUUGGUGCAUUUGGCAAGGCGGGAAACUCAAACUCCAUCGCUUUUGUCAGCAAGGUUGCCAAAGAUGCUGGAAUAGAAAAGGAGUAUGGACUCAAGAAGAGGGUAGAAGCCGUAAGCAAUGUGCGGAGACUCACCAAAUGUGACAUGAAGUUGAACUGUUCACUCCCCAAGAUUGAGGUCGACCCAGAGACGUACAUUGUGAGAGCAGAUGGUGUGGUUCUCACCUGCAGCCCAACCACAACUGUUCCACUGUCACAAAAUUACUUCCUCUUUUAAUCUGGCACAGAGCAAUGUCUUGAAACACCUUCAGAUCAUUGUUUCUUUUGUUGCAAGGCAAAUGGGAAACAUAAUAAUGUAGUAAACCUGCCGAAAAUAAUGAAACAAUAUUUAUGGAAUUCAUAAAAAAAAUUUGUUUCGAUA
This is a messenger RNA of Telopea speciosissima, 2838 nucleotides long. Its product is annotated as urease-like. NCBI's taxonomy places the organism in Eukaryota, Viridiplantae, Streptophyta, Magnoliopsida, Proteales, Proteaceae. The transcript has 19 exons. Gene Ontology annotation, cellular component: urease complex. The record is from RefSeq and is a predicted model, not a curated record. Gene Ontology annotation, biological process: urea catabolic process. The coding region runs from base 181 to 2694 and encodes 837 amino acids. Gene Ontology annotation, molecular function: nickel cation binding; urease activity.